AUGGCUGGAACGAAAUCUACAGAGGCGCUCCCUGCUCUUCCUUCGGAUAUAACGGUCGAAUGGUUAGGCUCCAAACUCAGGCACAAGGUCAAGUCGAUCGAGAACACCCACAGCAUUUGGGGAACGGCAAGCAAACUGUUUUACGCUAUCACGUAUGAAGAAGAUGAAACCGAUAAAAAUGAUGACGGCGAGGGAAGACCGACACAUAUCUGCAUCAAGGGCGUGUUUGACCCCAAGAUGAUAGAAGCUCAGCCGUGGACGGUUAGUUUGGCACAGCGAGAGGCUGAAUUUUUUUCCAAGGUGGCGUCGCAAGUGAGAAACAUGAUAUUCCCCAAGGGAUGGUGGUCAGGCAUGAGCGAGAAGCAGGGCAUCGCCAUCAUGAACGACCUCACGAAGGAAGGAUGCUCUUUUGCCGCUGAUGUGGCCUCAUACGAAGUCAAGAAGGUCAUGAACGGGGUAGAACAGCUUGCUGCUCUUCAUGCGCAAUACUGGGGCCAAAGCCAAGAAGACCAUCCCUGGAUCUGGAACAAUUACGACCCCGCGUUGAAGUUUAUCUGCACUCCAUGGGAUGAUGUGGUGCGUCAAUUAGGUCGACCCCAGCUACCCGAACACCUGAUGAACGGAAAGCUCUGCAAUGAGGCAUUAAAUCGUUACUUUGCCGAACGCAACCCACGCUUCCGUACGCUUCUACACGGAGACACCCAUAUUGGGAAUAUCUACUUCACGGCUGAAGGAAAAAUUGGGUUUCUAGACUGGUCAGCGUUCCAUUUCGGAUCCUGUUUCCACGACAUCGUGUACCACAUGACGGCCAUGCUGAGCAUUGAGGAUCGUCGUUCUCACGAAAUGGAAAUCCUUGAUCAUUACCUCGACGCCCUGCAUCAAAUGGGUGGACCCAAGUUUGACCGAAACGACCCUGAGGUUAUGAUUGAAUACCGACGCUCUUUCAUGACUAACGUAAUCUGGCUCGUCUGUCCCGAUGGUCUGCAGUCUAAGGAGCGGGUUGCUAUGUUGUGUGAGCGUGCUGUGGCUACGUAUGAAGACCACAAGGUCAUUGAAGUCAUUUUGGGCCAGCCGGAGCCUACUGCUGCUGCACCUGGGGCUUGA
Neoarthrinium moseri is the source of this 1104-nucleotide messenger RNA. RefSeq lists its product as uncharacterized. NCBI's taxonomy places the organism in Eukaryota, Fungi, Ascomycota, Sordariomycetes, Amphisphaeriales, Apiosporaceae. The record is from RefSeq and is a predicted model, not a curated record. The transcript has 2 exons. Bases 1 to 1104 code for a protein of 367 amino acids.